AUGGUCGCGCUGCUUCCAUCCAGAUCAGCAAGUAUACCAAGAGCGACACCGUUGACGCGCACGACUACAUCGCUCCUCCUAACACUUGCACUCAUCAGUGCUGUCUCGGCUCAAACAGCGACAGGCUCACUUCCGGCAAGAUGGGGUCAGGCCUCAGCACUUGUUGGCUCUCUCUUCCUUGUUCAAGGCGGCAAGACACAGGGCACCACUGGCGGAGGAUAUACAUACGAUUCAGCACCUAGCGAUGGGCAGAUGUACGCUCUUGAUCUUUCUUCCGGCUUUCCACUUUCCUCGCCGCCAUGGCAGGCCGUCUCAGUCGAAGCUGACCAAAUCGCCCCUCCUGCUGUCUCGUUCCACACCAUGUCGCCACUCAACAGCACCUCUCUUCUCCUCUUUGGUGGUGACGCUAGCCCGAUGCUCCCGAUUCAGACCAGAAAUGAUUCCGCCUACCUCCUCCAUCUUGGCCCAUCAGCCUCUAACCGCACUGUCAACUAUCAGACUGUCCCCACAACAUGGAACCAACCAAUGCGCAGGCUCUACCACACCAGCGAGACUAACGGUCGAGGUCAGAUAGUCAUCCUUGGAGGUCAAAAAGCUGAUGGUUCCCAAAUCCCUCUCGAUGAGCAAUGGAGCAUUGACACGUCCGCCACCUCACCUACAUUCCAGCUCGUCUCUCCAUCACCGCCAGGCAGUCUUGUAGGCUCCACUUCCACCAUGCUCAGCGAUGGUACUCUCCUUCUUCUUGGUGGUCUCGACCUCUCCGGCCAGCUCCAGUCCAUGCAAAAUCUCUACGCAUACUCCACCAGAUCCCGGACUUGGUCUCAAACCACCACCACCGCAUCCUCCUCCAACCAGACUCUGCCAGCACGCCAAACAAGUGGCACCAGUGCAGCCUUCCCAGCCCGGCGUCGCAACCAUAUCGCAGUCAGCCUUCCCAAUCAGCGCCUAUUUAUUCACGGUGGCGCCAACGCCGAUCUCUCCGCUGUCUACAGUGAUGCCUGGAUCCUCGAUUGGAGCGUCAACCCUCCCGUUUGGUCCCAGCUGGAAUCUACUGGUGGGCCCGGUGCUCGAUAUAGCCAUUCAGCUGUCGCCUAUGGUCGACAAGUGGUCAUUUCCUUCGGAUGGUCCGGAGCUAAUGCAGCUUCCACGGCUCUGUACGUCUUUGAUGCUUCAACGCUCCUAGCAUCAACCUCGUCACAGGGCAGCUGGUCAGGUGGAAGCUGGUCAUCAACAACCUACACACCCGAUCCCCAAGUAACUCGACCUUCGACUCCCGCCUCCAGCUCAGCCUCAUCCUCAGCCUUCUCCAGUAACGGAUCCAGCUCCAGCUCGGGCGGCAGCUCAACACCCUCUUCCGACUCCAACAAUAGCCCUAAUAGCAACGGCAGCGACACUAGCUCAGGCAGCUUCCCCACAAAUCCAGGCACAAGUGGCAACCACGGCUCAGCUCACGCCGACGGUCCAAGCGACGGAGCCAAGGCAGGUGCCGCAAUCGGUGCUCUUCUUGGCGCAGGCCUUAUCGUAGGUGCCGGCUAUGCAGCAUACCGUCGUAGAUCGCUCAACAACUAUCGUCGCUAUGCUGAUGCCUCCGUCGGUCUCCUUGGUCUCGGUGAAGGCCGUGGUGCUGGGCCGGAUGACGACGACUAUUUGAUGGAAAAAGGCGAGUAUCACCCUCCUUACCAUCGCACAGAGGAUGGAGGAGCACCACUCACCGGCGGUGUCGGCUAUGGUCGCAAACCAGGUCGCAGCGAGGGCACCGCCUGGACAGCAGCUAACGUCGGUCAUGCAAUGGAGGGGUCCGGACCACACUUUCGCCAACGUAUCGCCAUCCUCGCUGGUCGAGGAAAGCGCGAUACCCACGUCGCCCCACGUGUCGACAUGCUUGCUGAUGAAGGAGACGGCAACAGCCUCUUCCGUCCCCAGCAUCCUCAAGAACCAAGCCAUCUUUACAAUGACCAAGAUGAACAAGAUCUCGAUAGUCCAUGUUGGAACGUACAUCAACUUCGAGAGCAUUCCUAUGCUCAGGUGGGUGAAGAAGAUCUUUCGCUCGGAGACCUAGGACGUCUUCCCCACCAUGAUGACGAUCGCGAGGCGAUGGCAGAGCACGAUCUCUGUUCUCCCUUUGAAGAUCGUCCUGAAGAGUCACCGACCCAAGGCAUCGCGCUCAUAUCAGGAUUGGCGCACGAGGAUGGCAAGCUUGCAGAUCGCAAAGUGGACCGCUACGAGCGUCACUCAGAUGAUGAUGGACGCUCCGAUUUUGAUUUCGGCCCCUCGAUUCAGUCACACGAUACAGCAAGCAAAAGUGAUGUUCCUAGCAGUUCCAAGUCUUACGAUGUGCUUGCAACGGGUGGUAUGGUGUCAUUCUCGGAUGCAAGCCACGGUCGUAAAAGUGCACAGGGCUCCAUGAAGCGCAGUCCAACAUGGUGGGAUCGAUUCAUGGGCAACUCGCUGCUCGAACGUACUGCUUCGGGAAGAUUUCUUACCGGACCCAACGCUAACGUGCCUAUCCGAGAUCCAGCGCCACCGCCUGUCAGUGGAUUGGAAGCCAUCACUGAAUCUCCCCGCUCACGCGACGUUUCCGAAGCGAACCGCAACCAGGCGCAGGAUCCUUUCGCAGACUCUGAUCAACUGCACAUGGACCAAAUGGGUCGUCGGCUGCCAACCCAAGGCGAAGAACUCUAUCCGUCGCACUCACAAGGUCGAUCACUCUCCUCCAUCGGCUCAGCACGCACGAACGCGAGCUCGCACUUUGAAUUGCGCCUCCGUGGCAUGGAUGUCAUUCAACGUGUUCCUACUACUUCUAGCCGACGCACGCAAUCGACCACUCGAACAGGCAGUACGAUGAGCGAUAGCGAUAGCGAGCAAGCUCUCAGUCGUGGGCCCACCCUCUUGAGACCUAAGAACGUAGCUAGUUCUGAGGCGCUAGGUGAAGAAGAUACGCCUGCAUCUCUUGUUUGGAGACCUGAACAUUUUACUCACCCUCAGGCUGGAUUGGAGGAUCUGCAAGAAGAGCAGACUGAAGAUCUGGCUCAGACCUCCUAUCCUGCAGUUCAAAGUUCCUCGCCACCUCUCUCUUGGUCUAGAGCGGGGCAAAGAAAGAGCAACCUGUCAGAAACGCCCUCUAUCACACCUCUUACCACCAAACGUGCCAGACUCAACCGGGCCAUGGUCUCACCCCUCUUCCCAUCCGCCCAACCUCGCCUAACUGCCCCUGCCCCCACAGUGGCUGCACCAAAUGCUAGCGUGAGGGACAAAGUAAAGGCCUUCGAAUCUCAAUCCUCCACGACGCCGGAAAAUGCUUCAAUUUGGACUGCCAGCUUGUCCUCUACCAAAUCCCGCACUUUUGGUACAACCAAUACCGAGACGGGAGACAGGUCCGCAGAAGCCAUGGAAAGGGCCAUAUCUCCCAGCUCUACAGCCACAGGGUCCAGGAGAGGAGGGAAAAAGGCCAAGUACUACACACAUGGGUUGGUACCCAAGGCUCAGUUGUUCGUAGCUAAUCCUGAUGGAUCUGAUUCCUAA
Ustilago hordei is the source of this 3522-nucleotide messenger RNA. RefSeq lists its product as uncharacterized. Gene Ontology annotation, molecular function: protein binding. The record is from RefSeq and is a predicted model, not a curated record. Bases 1 to 3522 code for a protein of 1173 amino acids. The transcript has a single exon. Lineage: Eukaryota; Fungi; Basidiomycota; Ustilaginomycetes; Ustilaginales; Ustilaginaceae.